GGGGGCUCCGCUCGCCCGCCCGCACGCCGCACGCCGCCCAGGACCGCGUCGCCGGCCUCUGCCGCCAGCAGACCCCUUCCGACGGCCUUCGUCGCGCAGGCCUGGACGCCUCUCCCCCCUCCGCCCCCGCCGCGGAAAGUUAAGUUUGAAGAGGGGGGCAGAGGGAAACAUGGAGAGAAGGAUCCACCUGGAGCUGAGGAACCGAACCCCUGCGGCUGUUCGAGAACUUGUCCUGGACAACUGCAAAUCAAAUGAUGGAAAAAUUGAGGGUUUAACAGCCGAAUUUGUGAACUUAGAGUUCCUCAGUUUAAUAAAUGUAGGCUUGAUUUCAGUUUCAAAUCUCCCCAAACUACCGAAAUUGAAAAAGCUUGAGCUCAGUGACAAUAGAAUCUGUGGAGGCCUGGACAUGUUAGCAGAAAAACUUCCAAAUCUCACACAUCUAAACUUAAGUGGAAAUAAACUGAAAGAUAUCAGCACCUUGGAACCUUUGAAAAAAUUGGAAUGUCUGAAAAGCCUGGAUCUGUUUAACUGUGAGGUUACCAACUUGAAUGAUUACCGAGAGAGUGUCUUCAAGCUUCUGCCCCAGCUAACCUACCUGGAUGGCUAUGACCGAGAGGACCGGGAAGCCCCUGACUCAGAUGCUGAGGUGGACGGUGUGGACGAAGAAGAGGAGGAUGAAGAAGGAGAAGAUGAGGAGGACGAGGAGGAUGAGGAUGGUGAGGAGGAUUUUGAUGAAGAAGAUGAGGAAGAUGAAGACGAGGAUGUAGAAGGGGAAGAAGAUGAAGACGAAGUCAGUGGGGAGGAAGAAGAAUUUGGCCCUGAUGGAGAAGUUGAUGAUGAUGAAGAAGAUGAGGAUGAGGAUGAAGAUGAAGAGGAAGAAGAAAGUGGGAAAGGUGAAAAGAGGAAGAGAGAAACAGAUGAUGAAGGAGAAGAUGAUUAAGACCCCAAUUAACCUGCAAAAAAAACUGUUGAGUAUUGGUUGGACUGCUCAUGGAUUUGGUAGCUGUUUAAAAAAAAAAAAAAGGUAGCUGUGAUACAAACCCCAGGAUACCCACCCACCCAAAGAGCCAAAGAAUAGUUCCUGUGACAUUCCGCCUUCUUCUAUUUAGUCCCUCUUGGAAAUCCGCCACCAAGCUUGGGGACUUCACCCCAACAAAAUUGUAAGCGUUGUUAGGUUUUUGUGUAAGACUCUUGGCUGUAGCGUGGAUAGCUGUGACGGGUGAGUCUGAACCAUUCGUGGCUACCAGUUACACUGAGAUUGUAACAGCAUUUUUACUUUCUGUACAACAAGGAAGCUUUGUAAAUAAAAUCUUAACAUUUUG
Messenger RNA from Loxodonta africana (African savanna elephant), 1322 nucleotides. It is a transcript of the gene ANP32B, whose product is annotated as acidic nuclear phosphoprotein 32 family member B. Gene Ontology annotation, molecular function: histone binding. The coding region runs from base 170 to 940 and encodes 256 amino acids. The record is from RefSeq and is a predicted model, not a curated record. Gene Ontology annotation, cellular component: nucleus. Lineage: Eukaryota; Metazoa; Chordata; Mammalia; Proboscidea; Elephantidae. Gene Ontology annotation, biological process: regulation of apoptotic process. The transcript is spliced from 7 exons.